AUGCACCCAUAGUUUGUAAUGGGGAAUGUCCUUGGUAGAAUCUUACCAUCUGCUAACUAUUGGCAUAGACGAGAUAUAUAUAAAGACCAAUCAGAUGCAGUCAGUACUAGAACAGGAAUAAAUGUAAAUGAUUUAGUGCCAGUAUUCAAGGGAGACGAUGAUGGGACAUCAGUUGACGAGGUUACCUUUGCUGUAUCCGAAGUGAUGGUAAUACUGGACAUCCUGGAAGCAGUUAGGCAAGAAAAGUUGCAAGAAGUACGACAAAAAGUGAAUUUACUAGAUCAGCAAGAAGGUUAUUGGAGGGGUACUGGUGUAUAUAAGAAAGUGGCCAUCGAGGAGAACAAAUCUGACCAAGAUGAUAUUACCCAGCAGGAUGCCAACCCUGAAAAAGAUGCAGACGGCGAUAUAAAAGAAAAGUUAAUAUCCAACGAGGAAUCAACUGAAGACGACAAAAAAGAAGAUAUAGAAAAAAUUCUAAAUGAUCUAAAUGACUUAGUCGAUCAAGAGACUGAUUUCUUACAAGUACUUAGGGACAGUAGUGAAAACUCUACAGAAAGGGUCGAGUCCUUUAAAAAUACAACCAUAGAUCGUCUGAAAAAAGUAUCGUGGGAAACAACAGAAGCGGAGAAUACGAUAAAUGAAGACAAGGCUACUAGACUUCAUUGUAUGUCUUUGAAUAGUGAAGACGCUAGACCAAAUAAUUUAGACCUUAAUUUGAACGAAAAAAUUUCCGAAGUUAAGAACUUUUUACCGGCCGACACUAGUAGUGAGGACGAAUCACCGUUAGCAACUGACGUAAUGCAUUCUGGGAAAACUGGUGCAUCAUGGGACAUUGAUAUCACAGGUGGUCAAACUGGAUCGAGUAAACCGAGUAAAAGAAUGCUAGCUUUGAAACAGGCGAGAACGCAGAGGGCGGGAGAGAGAUAUGUUCCUCCAAAGGUUAUGGUUUCAGCCAAUCAGAUUGCACAAAGAAAAGUGCUUGACUUAAAACGAUGGUAUUGUAUGAGUCGACCGCAGUACAAGACUUCAUGUGGAAUAUCAUCACUGGUCUCAUGCUGGAAUUAUCUGUUCAGUACACUAGGACAUGGCAACUUACACCCCAUUACCCAGGAAGAGGCUUUGACAACAUUGACCUUCAAGCCACCAUUUAGUGACAUACGCUUCGGUCCAUUCACUGGAAACUCUACAUUAAUGAGAUGGUUCAGAAUUCUUAAUGACCACUUUAAAGUGAGGGGCCGCUGUUACUAUGUGUACAAGCCACAUGGGAAGAACAAAACUGUCGGGGUGACGGCAGAGGACGCCCUGGCAACCGUCAAGAAAGGUCUGAAUGAUCCAAACAUGACCUACAUAUAUCACUGCCAAAAUCAUUAUUUCUGUCCUAUAGGAUUUGAAGAUGUCCCACAAUCCCCUACUCAAGCUUACAGUGGGCCUGAGGAUAAUGCGGAUACUUGGAUACUAAUUGGUGACCCUAGUCGUAAACAUCCUAGUGUACAUUGUAAACGAUGGGAAGAUAUUGUUACAGACUUAAACUGCCAAAGUCCAGAAUAUUUAGACGUCCGUAGGCUUGAUAAAGGCGUGCAAAAGAGAAAUACUAAAAAGACAGGAGGAAAUUUACACUGUAUCAUGGCUUAUCAGAGAAGUCCUUUCAUGAGUCAACGGAGAACUAAUAUUCCAGUGUUGUCCAACAGAACGCUGAGUCCUGCAGGGAGGUGCGGGCAUGAAUCACGCAGCCACAGUCCAGGAAGGAUCCACAAUCAUGUCAGGGUAGAUAGAACCGUAAGUCCGGUGAGGAAGACACCGACAAGUCCGGUUGAGGAGAGAGAUAAUCAUAGGCAUCCCGAGAUUGAGGCCAGGUAUGAACUUUUUGCACCUGAAGAUGAUGACGAGGAAGGAAUGUGUGAUGACAGUACAACUAGUUCUGAAGUCAGUGCUCUUCUGUAAGCUAGGAACCAGCUGUUAUAACUGGGUCAGUUUACGAAUACAAAACUGGAACCAGCCCUUUAGGAUUUCAGAUGAGAUUGUAAAGGAAAACAAAUUUUGCCAUGUGUUGGCUUUACAAUACAUUCCACCAUUUAUUGACAUUGUAUGUGAUUUUAUUACUGGUGAUUGGUCAAGCUUAUGUACAAAAGCUGUGCUGUACAUAAUAUGAGGCUUGUUGAAAGCUUAGAACAUGUAAAAAAUGGAUGUGUUCACUUCAGGUUUUAAUGUCUUUGGUUAAAGUAUCAGCAAAAUAUUAGGGAAAAAAUAUGAUGGUUUUUGUAUUAAAAGUUUUUAAGAUUUAGUAGAGAAAAUUGUAAUAUUGCCUAGAAAUUGUACAUAUUGUGAAAAGGAAGGUGUAGUGAUUGUACAAAGAAACAUCAUUUUACAUUUGUACAAUGCUAUACCGGUAGUUGUACAAGUUUGGAAAUGUACAAUUUUUAGGUUAAAGUGUAUAUAUAAAAUGCACUAUAUAUAAAAUAGACAUAUUUGAUAUACAUUUAUACAGACUGCCAUACCUAUUCAAGUGACUUCAUUUUACAGACUGGAAUAUUCUAAUUGUACUAGAGGAACCUGCUACAAUAUUGAAUUGAACUGCGUCACGACAAAACCAACGUAAUGCGUUUGCGACCAGCAUGGAUCCAGACCAGCCUGCACAUCCGCGCAGUCUGAUCAGGAUCCAUGCUGUUCGCUAUCAGUUUCUCUACUUGUUAUAGGGUUUGUAAGCGAACAGCAUGGAUCCUGAUCAGACUGCGCGGAUGCGCAGGCUGGUUUGGAUCCAUGCUGGUUGCAAACGCACUAUGUUGGUUUUGUCAUGACGCGGCUCAAUUAAUUUUUUUAGCCUCUUAAACCCUUAACCUGCUGGAACUGAAAAUGAUAGACUAUUGCCACCAGUAUAGAGCCAGGCCAGCCUGUUUAUCGUUGCAAACUGACUAUACUGUUAGUAACUAAAUUUUUAUAUUUUAAUAUUGAAAUCCCAUAAACUUUGAUGGUGGGGGUUGUUGGUAGUUAACCUUCUGUAUCAUGGCAGUAAGCUACAUUGAAUUUAUCAGAGCACAGUUUUGCCCUGGCAAUUCGUUCCUGGGCAGGCUGUCAAGCAGUUUACCAGUACUAGUUUCACUGUAACCUUCACUUUUGCAAGGAACUGAUAACUUUUGUACCUGCCAGAGUAGAGGUACAGUGCAAAUGACUGAAGAAAAGAUUUCAUAAUCAAUCACAACAAAAUUGAUCUGCACCAUAUGGGAAUUGAACUUGGUUUGCCCAACUGACAGUCAAACGCUGUACCUAUUGAACUAACUCGACAGUAUCCAUAAAUUUUCAAUGGAAUAAUAAAAAUUAAAAGUUUGAUAAAUUCAUUAGAUUGACAGCAGCUUAAGGGUUAAGAUGUAUGAAAUUAGGUGUAAUUUUUUCUUAUUUUGUUUAAUUGAUUCAUUAAGUAAAUUUGCCUACAUCAGGCUUCUUAUGUUUGAAAAAUAAUAAACAUUUUGUAAGGUAAUUUUCAUUAAAUAUUACAUUGAGUGUAGUUUAAUUUAUAAUAAACUGAAAAAUAAAAACAACAAAAAAAACAAAACUAUAAAAAUCGCACAAACUGUCCAGUCUUAUUGUUUUCAUAUUCUUAUUGUGGUAUUUGCAGGGUUUUAUCGCAGUGGCUAACAAUGUUUAGACUUUAGAAUAUCAUAUAUAAAUAAAUCUUAUAUUCUUCCUCAAUUUUCAUAAUUUGACCCGUCAUGAGUAAACACUUUAAUAGAGCUUAGUAACUACUCCUGCUUUGUAUAUUUUUUUCCCAUCAUGAUCCACUAUUUCCUUUUAAAAAUUGUAACAAAACAUUAUUUCAAAAGUACCGUUAAGAAAGCUCAUAUGAAUUUUUCGAAUAAUUUCGCCCCUUCAUCAAAAGAAGGACGUAAAUUGGAGUCACUUGAUAAAACUACAAACAUCUAAUACAUGUAAUAAGUUCUUGAAAAUCAAUUUAAAUAUAUUGCAUAUCUUUAGAGGUAGUGACUGAAUUGAUUACAAAAUGUGAGGGGUUGGUAAACAAUGACCUACAAAAGUUGCAACUGUUUUCUCCAAAACCUGUGAUGCAUGUGUAUCAAUUACACACCCCUCUAAAAUGGGCUUUGUCUGCUUUGAGUAACAGAAUUAAUAAGAGAAGUUUUGAUUUUCAAAUGAAAUACAAAUUUGAUGGUUUACCAUUAAUUAGAUCUAUUUUAUAGUUGAUGAUUUUCGUCAUAUUUAGUCAAUAGACUUAAUCCAGGAUUUAGGAUAUUUUGGGUUCUCCCACUUAAAGGGACUCCACUGAGGUUUUUUGACAUGAUUGGACUGAAAAUAUUUUUUUCCAGAUAAAUGUACCAUUUGAUGUUGGUUUAGACCACAAAUCAUUGUGCAAAAUUUCAGAUCAUUCGCGCACUUCGUUUUUCAAGAAUAAUUAUUCAAAUUGUAAAAAAUGACCCAAAAUGAAAAGCGUUUAAACGCUUUUCACUCAAAUUGGGCUAAGGAAAGCCAAAAAAUACAAUUUUCUAUUUAUUUCAAAGUAUAUUUCUUAACUAUCUUUGCAUAUAUUUCUGUUUAAAGUGUCCCAGCUCAAUUAUGUAAGAAAUUCAAAUGUUAUGUUUUUAGGCUUUUAAACCUCAGUAGAGUCCCUUUAAUCCGGGGUUACAAAGAAACUUUCACAGUUGUAACUUUGAAAAUAAGCCCAACAAGUUGAUUUAACUAUUGUGAACUGUUUUGCACAGUGAAAUUGUAAAGGUAAAAACUUGUACACAGGGAUAAGUAGGGAAAACCCACAUUUUCUGAAUUUCAGGUAACAAGUAUUGCAGCUUUUAAAACCUGAAAGUAGAACAUCAUGCGCACAAAGUCCUAGGCCACCAUUUCUUUUUUUGGUUGGGUUUAUGUCGCACAAACACAAGCUUUAUUGGUGGAAGACGAGCACUUCCUGAACCUAAAUAACGCUGGAAAGUUGCCAUAUAACCUUCAUAGUGUAAAUGUGCGACAAAAGAAAAGAGAAAAAACAAGUGAUGAAUCACUUCCUGAAGCCUAGGAGAGUUGUUAACUUCAUUAGCAUUUCAAAGAAAAUCAUGUAUCUACCUUUCACAAGGAAUGUCAUUAUUUUGAAAAGGUGUUAAUAAUUACAUUGUAAGAACAUAACAUAUAUUUGUCAAAGAUAAGCUUAUGGAAGAUUUUGUAUUAUUGUUUUUUAUGGUGGUUUUAUGUAGGUAACAACAUGUACAAAUAGUCUUGAAAUUGAUUGUUUUUUGUUAAUACACUUUGAUAUUUUAAGUUGUUAUUUCUGUUGUGGUUUCAUUAAAUAUUUUAGAUUCCUGUCUGUCUCAUUAGCAUAUCUUAAAUAUUGUUUUUAGUUCUUCAUGAUUGUUUAAUGUUCACUUUCCUAAUUGUGUAUUAUUUUCCGUCAACAAAAUAAUGUUACAUAUGAUUAGUAAAUUAUUCAGUGUCGUUGAGCAAUGAAAUUUUAUUAUAUGAGCCAUGUCAUGACAAAAGCGAACAGCAUGGAUCCUGAUCAGACUGCGCGGAUGCGCAGGCUGGUCUGGAUCCAUGCUGGUCACAAACCCACUAUGUUGGUUUUGUCAUGACGUGGCUCAUAUCAUUUAUAUACUUAAUAAUUUUUCUGUGUAUGAAUAAUUAUGUAAAUGGAGAAGGUAUAUUUAUAUUUUAUAAUAUCUGUAUAAUUAUAUAAAUUUCUAUGCAAUAAAUAAUAACAGUUA
Ruditapes philippinarum (Manila clam) is the source of this 5693-nucleotide messenger RNA. Its product is annotated as basic immunoglobulin-like variable motif-containing protein. Gene Ontology annotation, molecular function: single-stranded DNA binding; DNA endonuclease activity. The transcript has 9 exons. Gene Ontology annotation, cellular component: nucleus. Gene Ontology annotation, biological process: nucleotide-excision repair. The coding region runs from base 19 to 1941 and encodes 640 amino acids. NCBI's taxonomy places the organism in Eukaryota, Metazoa, Mollusca, Bivalvia, Venerida, Veneridae. The record is from RefSeq and is a predicted model, not a curated record.